AUGGAUAUCAAUACGAUGAAUUGUACUGGUGAUAAAAUACCCGGAGUGUCGUCUUCUCAGUCUUCAAAGAAUGUCAAAGAAGGCGUGACCAUGCGGGAAAAACGCGGCGGCGCGAUGAGCAAAAUGCAAAAGCUCAGAAAGCGCUUGUCUCUAAGCUUCGGUAGAUUAUCAACAAAAGACGAGUCAGAAGGUGAAGAAAAAUGCCGAGAUCGACAAUUUGGCGGUAGUGGUGCCCGCGGUAAACUACCCUACAAUGGAUACUCGGAAGAGUGUCUUGACCGGCUAGAACCCAAUGGAAACAUACCUCACGACAAGGAUUCACAUUAUGAUUGGAGUGGAGGCAACGGAGAGUAUCGAGUUAGAAGACAGCUCUCAGUAUCAUCAGACUCGAAGUUGUUAGACGAAGGAGCGAGAGAGGAAGCGAGGGUAAUCAUGAGGCCGAAGCGACCACCCAGGCCCAAGUCUGAAGCCUUUUUAGGACCACACGAAAAUUCAAAUAGACGUACCAAGAGAUUUAGUGCCUUUGGGGGUGACUCUCCGUUCGGGAAAUCCGAGGCGUACAUAAAACUGGAGCAACUCGGCGAGGGGUCAUACGCCACGGUCUACAAGGGUUAUAGCAAUUUAACGCAGCAAGUGGUCGCUCUCAAAGAGAUCAGACUGCAAGAGGAGGAGGGUGCGCCGUUCACAGCCAUCCGUGAAGCGUCUCUGCUGAAAGAAUUGAAGCACGCGAACAUAGUAACGUUACACGAUAUCGUGCACACGAGGGAGACGCUAACGUUCGUAUUCGAGUUCGUGGACACGGAUCUCUCGCAGUACAUGGAGAGGCACCCAGGUGGUCUCAAUCGUCAUAAUGUUAGGCUGUUCAUGUUCCAAUUGCUUCGGGGCUUGUCAUAUUGUCACCGAAGAAGAGUCUUACACAGGGAUGUAAAACCUCAGAACCUCUUAAUAAGUUCGCACGGGGAGCUGAAGCUCGCUGACUUCGGUCUGGCGCGGGCGAAGUCUGUCCCCAGCCAUACGUACUCGCACGAAGUGGUCACAUUAUGGUACAGACCGCCAGAUGUCCUCCUGGGCAGCACAGAGUACUCCACAUCGCUGGACAUGUGGGGCGUUGGCUGUAUCUUCGUCGAGAUGCUCUGUGGCGUGCCAACGUUUCCCGGAGUACGCGACACGAACGAUCAACUCGAUAAGAUAUUUAAGGUUCUCGGUACGCCAACUGAGGAAAGUUGGUCUGGCGUGACCCGUCUACCAGGGCUACGCUCGCACAUCGCGCGCUGGGGCUGGUGCGCGGCUCGGCCAUUGGCCGCGGCGUUUCCGCGCAUGCGCGACGCCGGACGGGAUGCGCAGAGGCUGGCCGCCGCCCUAUUACAGCCAGACCCGACGCGUCGUCUCUCCGCGCCUAGAGCGAUGCGCCACGAUUACUUCGCCGAACUAUCGCCUCGUCUCUCAGAUCUACCCGAUGAGGUGUCAAUAUUCACAGUGGAGGGCGUAAGUCUCCACCCCGAAGAAUAG
Leptosia nina is the source of this 1509-nucleotide messenger RNA. NCBI's taxonomy places the organism in Eukaryota, Metazoa, Arthropoda, Insecta, Lepidoptera, Pieridae. The record is from the annotation of a GenBank genome assembly.